This is a messenger RNA of Thalassophryne amazonica, 1376 nucleotides long. Its product is annotated as elongin-B. Gene Ontology annotation, molecular function: protein binding. The record is from RefSeq and is a predicted model, not a curated record. NCBI's taxonomy places the organism in Eukaryota, Metazoa, Chordata, Actinopteri, Batrachoidiformes, Batrachoididae. Gene Ontology annotation, biological process: transcription elongation by RNA polymerase II. The transcript is spliced from 4 exons. The coding region runs from base 98 to 457 and encodes 119 amino acids. Gene Ontology annotation, cellular component: VCB complex; elongin complex.
CGAAUGCCAGAGAGUGACGAUGUCCGCUCUAGUCUUUAUUCACCUCUAUGGUUCUGCUGCACAACUGGCUUGCUAGCUAGCUAGCCGACGAAUUGAAAUGGAUGUGUUCUUAAUGAUCCGGCGUCACAAGACCACAAUUUUCACAGAUGCUAAGGAGUCCACCACUGUCUAUGAACUGAAGCGCAUUGUAGAAGGUAUUCUUAAGAGACCACCUGAAGAUCAGCUGCUCUAUAAAGAUGACCAGUUACUAGAAGACAGCAAAACUCUUGGUGACUGUGGAUUCACCAACCAGACUGCCAGACCUCAGGCUCCAGCCACAGUUGGUCUGGCUUUCCGCAUCAAUGAUGAGAUGUUUGAGCAGCUGCACAUCGAGGCCUUCUCCAGCCCCCCAGAACUCCCUGAUGUGAUGAAGCCUCAGGACUCUGGUAGCACUGCCAAUGAACAGGCAGUUCAGUGAUGCCAUGGGGAGAUCCAGGGCAAAGGCAGGAAGGAUAGAAGUGGGUGUGUGUGGAUGAACAGCGGUGGAGGAGUAAACAAGGUGGAGGAUAUGUUCUAUAAUUUCACUUGAUGAAAGGGGACAUUAUAGGUAGCCAAGCCUAUCCAUGUUACCAUCAUGUUAAUCACCCAAGAAUCCGCCCAAAGUGUCUCACUUUUUUUUUUUUUUAAGUGUAACUCCUAAUGAUUUCCCAUCACAUGCGGUUCUGAUCCUUGGCUUUGCUCUUUAUGCACCAAGUGGCUCAUAUUUAGGGUUUGAGUGUAAUAGUUGGUUUGGAAGGUGUGUGUGUGUGUGUGUGUGUGUGUGUGUGUGUGUGUGUGUGUGUGUGUGUGUGUGUGUGUGUGUGUGUGUGUGUGUAACUUACACUAUUAUAAUUAUGAAGAUGUAGCUGUGUGUCAAAGCGCUCUGGAAGCAUCAUGCAUGGGUUACGAAUUCAGUCCAGCUGCAUGAACAAAUUACUGCAAAGGCUUUAUUUUUUACUGAAUUGGAUAAACCUUGGUUUGAUUCUCCCAGUUUUGUUGUACAUUUCUGGUUUGCUUUAGAUCAUCUCAUUUCUACAGAAAAGAAAGUCUUUAUUAUAAUAUGUUUGAAAGUUUUGUUUUAAUCUUUCUCCCUGUUGGGAUAACGUAGUAUGUUAACUUGUUACUUUUUGUACGUUUGUUGCACUGAGAUUAAAGGUUGCGACCUCCUGCAUAACGGAGGAAUGUUUGAUCAGAUAUCAUGUGACAUACGGGAAUGAUGAGAGAGAUUUUUGGUGUUAAACUUGAGUUUUAAAAUUGCAAACAUUACCACACAAUGCCGUCAACAAUGUGGCAUAUUAACUAAUCACAUGAACAUUGCCUGGAACUGUGAGCUUGAUUAACUAAAUAUUUCUUUAUAU